This is a messenger RNA of Dibothriocephalus latus, 1098 nucleotides long. NCBI's taxonomy places the organism in Eukaryota, Metazoa, Platyhelminthes, Cestoda, Diphyllobothriidea, Diphyllobothriidae. The record is from the annotation of a GenBank genome assembly.
AUGGAUGGUGACAACUACAUAGCCGUCAAUGAAACAUGUUAUUUGGAUUCAUAUGUGUACUUCGCAUUCCCAUGUCCUGUGGUAUGCUCAACGCAGGACUGUGUUCUCAAUAUCAAUCUUCCAGAAAUUUCCUUUUUGGGACAACUGACAGUUCAGACAAAUGAAACACACUUUGCUAUGUAUGAUCAUCUUUUAGAGGAGGUUGAGGAGGGGCGGGAGUCAGUAAUAAAAUUCAAUGUGACACAAGGAGAAAAACCUAUAAUCUUCUUUACAUGCAUCUACCUCGAUGAGCACCCCUUCGAACAUGCCACAUAUCGCUAUAUUUGGCCAGGUGUGGACGCAUUUUUGGGCAAGGAUAAACAGGUGCACAGUAGUUCAGAUAUAGCGCAGUUGCAAUGGACCGUGAGAAGUUGGGGACCACGUGAAUAUAGGAAAUUAGAGUGCACCGUUGACGACAAAUUAUUGUGCGCAGGAAUCACGACUUCUCAGGAGAGCGGAAAAUGCCAAAAAUCCUACCUGUUUUCUCAUACCUAUUUAGACGUACAAGAGGAGGGCGACCAGUUCAUAUUUACCUAUGCUUUCGAGCGAGCUAUGAACGCAGAGCAGGCAAUUAUCAUUUGCAAUUCUUCUAACGAUGUUCAGACGCAGACAGUUUAUUGGCAAGAAUACCGUAUUCCUUUCGACGCGAUGGCACUGGGGAAUACGCUUAAGGACUUCUUAUCGCAAGCUCGUGUAUUCGUUCGUGGGUAUAAACGUGUUAUCCGAAUAGCACCUUCCUCGACCUUCACUGUGACUUGCUCAAUUGCCCGCAGCAACAUGUCAUGGUCUUGCGUGGUCCCCUUCGACUUUGCGCUGCUGCAGCGUAUAACUAGUCAAGGCAAGAAGAUAAAUACUAUGGAUCAUACACUCGAUGGAAAGACCUACCAGAUAUCCGGAGAAUUGGACGUCUGCGAGGACAACGCAAGUGUAAUAGGCAAACUGAAAACAACGCGGGUAAGGUUGUUGGAAACAACGACCAGUUUCCACCGGCAAGAUUAUGUCCUUAUGGCGGCACUGCAACGAAUUCUGGAUGACGGACCAAAAACUAUUUGUGGCUAA